GUGUGUGUGGAUGUUAUUUUCUUUCUUCUCCACUAUACCUGUGUCCUCGGUCUCUCUCUCACUCGCUCCCCCUACCCCUCCCCUUGUCUCAGUCACCCAGACACAGACACACGCAUGCUCACGCAGAAUCUCGCACAGUGGGCAGGCACGCACACACACACCCUUUCUUGAGGUUCUGGGAGCAGUGGCAGCUGCGGUGGUUACCGUUGAAAGACAUUGGCCGUUGACUGGAGUUAGCUGUAGCCCUGUCGGUUGAAUGAAUGGAUGCUCCAACGAGCCUUUUAGGAUUGGAUUCUCGUAUUGGAUUUUCACGAGAGAGGAGGAGGAUAUCUAUUCUGGGAUUUGUUUUAUUUCUAUGCGCUCCAUCUUUUUUUUCUCCCCACCCUUUCUCGGUGUGGUGUCGUCGAGGACGAGCGGGUCUUGCGCGGUGGAUUUGGCCUCCGCUACACUCUGCAAUCUAUACCGUUUUUCUGUGGAGGUCGGGGUAAAGGGCGCUAUUCUUUCUCCUUUUUUCAUCAAAGGGGGGGCUCUUUUGUUUUCCGGGGCUCGGCCGAGCGAGCCCUAUAGUUCCCAUGGUGAAUUGAGCUAUUGUGGAGAAGAGCCUCGACAGCUAAACUGCCAAUUCUCUACCCCUCUCUUCCCCCUCCUCCACAAAAAAACUCCAUUCACCUGAAUCAACCCCCCUCCAACCUUCCUUUCCCACACCUCCAUCUCUCCUCGCCAUCCCCUCUCCUUGCCUCCCAUGCCCCAUUUCCUUCAUCCUUACCCCUGCCACCCCUCCCCUCCCGCAGCAUAGCGGCUACGUAAUGUGCCUCCCGACGCAUGCGAACAGGGAUGCUACAAAUGGUGGUUUGGACUGAUCGCUGACAUAAAAAAAGGGUGAUGCCUCGCGCAACCAGCACCGCCUCCGCCGCAAUGGAUCAGCCUGGGAAAACGCAGCAGAUGCCAAUCCACCGCAGUCUGGAUUGAGGGGCGGCUGUAGUAGUUUGCCUGUGAAUGAGAAAACGUGCGUGUGUGUGUAUGCAAGCGUGCACGCUGGUCCUCCGUCAUGUCUCUCGCCUGAUCCCUUGCACCGGGCAUCCCUGAUGAUUUUUUUAUUUAUUUUUAAUUUAAGGUUUAUUUAACUCGGCAAGUCCGUUAAGAACAAAUUCUUAUUUACAAUGACGGCCUACCCCGGCCUAAUCCGGGCGACGCUGGGCCAAUUGUGCGUCGCCCUAUGGGACUCCCAAUCACGGCCGGAUGUGAUGCAGCCUGGUGUGGGGGAGGCACUAAGCCUCUGGUCGGCCUCCCCCCGAACACAGUAGUAGCCCCGUGGCAAGCCGCUUGCCCCAGGGGUCGCUAUGAAAAAGACCCGCAGCACUAAUUUGCGGCGGGCCUGGCCCAGUUCGGACCUGUCGGAGCGGCUGCCGGAGCGCACCCGCUCCCGGAGCGAGAAGGACUUCCGUCUCCAGCAGAAACACCACCACACCCCCCCUCCUCCACCCCACAUCUCACCAGGUCCCCCACGGGGCUACCAAAUGCCAGGUGAUGUGUCUCCAAUCAGCAUGUCUCCUAUCAGCCAGUCCCAGUUCAUCCCACUGGGGGAGAUCCUGUGUCUGGCUAUCUCAGCCAUGAACUCUGCUCGCAAGCCCGUCAACCAGGAGGCCCUGAUGGAACACCUCGCCACAUGCUUCCCAGGUGUUCCAACACCGAGCUCGGAGAUUCUGCGACACACCCUAAACAUGCUGGUGCGAGAGAGGAAAAUCUACCCAACACCUGAGGGCUACUUCAUUGUUACUCCCCAGACCUACUUUAUCACCCCCAACCUCAUCCGAUCCAACAGCAAGUGGUACCACCUGGACGACUGGCAGCAGCAACAGCAGUGUACCUCCCCACAGUCGGGCACCAUCACGCCCUCCACCCCGGGCUGCGUGAGGGAGAGGCCCAACCAGAAGAACCACGGGGACUCCUACAACACGUACCGCGAUGAUACGCCCAUCCCUCAAGCCCCCACUUACCAGAGGAAGUCUCCCAAGGAGCCUCGGGGAGACCCCCCCUCCUACCCUCAGCCCCCUCCGGCUCCCGUUCAGAUACCGACGUCACAGUUGCAAGAUCCUUUGACGGACAAGAGCAAGAGUAAUGCCCUCUUCCCCUACAAGACCGACACACUGACCAAAAAAAAGGAGGGUGGUGGCGGCAGCAGUGCCGAGAAGCAGUCAAAGAAGUUUGGGCUGAAGCUGUUCAGGUUGAGCUUCAAGAAGGACAAGCUGAGGCAGCUGGCCACGUUCUCGGCCCAGUUCCCUCCCGAGGAAUGGCCCCUCCGCGAUGAAGAUGCGCCUGCCAUCACCAUCCCCCGCACUGUGGAGAUGGAGAUCAUCCGGCGGAUCAACCCGGACCUGACGGUGGAGAAUGUGGCGCGCCACACGGCCGUGAUGAAGAGGCUGGAGGAGGAGCGUGCCCAGAGGAGAAAAGCAGGCAGCUCGGCUGAGCACAGUGCACGCAGCCGGAGGAGUCGUGGUCACCGUCGGGUGCCGCACGGCAAGUCCCGUUCACACAGCAAGACGCGAGCUUCCCGGGGCAACCCUUCCGAUAGUUCCAACCUGGACAUGGCCAUGGUAGACAGAGAUUACAGCCGCUUCUUCAGCCACUCGCUGGUGCGCUCCCCGCGUGAGGCCAUGUACACCUUGGAGCGCAAAAGAAGUGGUGGGACUUACGUAGUCCACAGCAACCCCAACAUCACAGAGUCCCACUUCCCCAUCACCCCGGAGUGGGACGUGUCCGGGGAGUUGGCGAAAAGGAGGACAGAGAUGCCUUUCCCCGAGCCCUCGCGCGGGACGUCCAGCGGGAGAGUGCACCGAAGCCACAGUCACACUCAAGAAGGAAGGAAGUCACGCGACGAGCUGACUGACCAGGCUAAGGAAAGGUCCCGCUCCAUGGAUAACGCUUUGAGCCCUCUGGACGGAAUGGGCCCCUCCUCUUUGGGGAUGUCAGAGGACUAUGAGCGUAGUCCCGAUGAACGAAGUCGUUACUACACAGACGAUGGGACUUUGCGGGCCUCCCAGAAGUCACCCCACUACUCAAGGAUCAUGUUCUCGGCUGCUAAGUUCAAUUCUGAAAUGUGUGUGCCUGAUGUGGGGAAGGGGAGCCUGGGGAAGGGGAGCCUGGGGAAGGGGAGCCUGGGGAAGGGGAGCCUGGGGAAGGGGAGCCUGGGGAAGGGGAGCCUGGGGAAGGGGAGCCUGGGGAAGGGGAGCCUGGGGAAGGGGAGCCUGGGGAAGGGGAGCCUAGGGAAGGGCAGCUUGGACGAGUCUAGGAUCCGAAGCCCACUGGAAAGGAAUAAGAGCAGAGACAGCUUGCCGGCCUACAGUGAUCUGAAGGGACUCUCGCCCAAGUCCUCGGCGGAUGACUACUUCCAGUGCAAUACGUCAAACGAAACAAUCCUUACCGCCCCUUCACCUCUGUCAAAAGCAGACCACGACACGUUAACCUCGUCUGAGGGAAUCCGGAAUGGCACUCCAGCCGAUCGCCACACCCCUCACCUUACCUCUCCCCUCACGAUGGAAUACAAAGAGGACUCUUUGGCAAAGGGGCAAAACGGCUCAAACCGAUCAACACCAAGCCAGACCCCAGAGCCCAUGACUAACGGACGUUUGACACAACACCAACACAACGUAGACCCUGGAGGGGGAGGCGGUGGUGGCGUGGCAGACAAGAGGAAGGAGAUCUUCAGCAAGGACACUUUGUUCAAGCCUCCACACAACACAUUGACUGCAGGCUACGUGGAGGGCACCUACACCAAGUCGGGCACCCUGCGAAAGACCCCACACAUCAAAUCAGCCGAGGUCCUUGACAAUCUAGAGGCCCAGCAGCCUUCGAAUUCAGCAGCUUCCCCCGCUUCCGCCCUGGUCCCCCAGGGCUCCGAGCCAGUGGUCCCGUCAGCCUCCGAGGCCGCCUUUGACUACUACAAUGUGUCAGAUGAUGACGAGGAGGUGAUGGCGGAGGACACCGCGCGGAAGGAGUUAGUGGUGGCAGAGGGCAAAGGGCACGGGGAGGGUGGGGGUGGAGUUGGAACCAUGCAGUGGCUUCUGGAGCGGGAGAAGGAGCAUGAUCUGCAGCGCAAGUUUGAGACUAACCUCACACUGCUCAGCCCCAAGGAGACAGAAAACAGUAGCAGCCAGAAGUCAGCGCAUUCAGCACGUCUGGAUAGCAUGGACAGCAGCAGCGUGACUGUAGACAGUGGAUUCAACUCCCCAAGGACACGUGAAAGCCUGGCUUCCAACACGUCGAGCAUCAUGGAGAGCAAUAGACGACAGAAUCCAGCAUUGAGUCCGGGCCACAUGGGCACCACCAGCAACGGUCCGCCGUUCAGCUUUCGCACCAUUCCUGAACCCCCCCGUACUGCACAGCCUGAGAAACUGCAGAAGUCUUCAACCUGCCUGGCGUCCAUCACCAGCGUCUGACCUGAUAUACAGACUGACAGACAUCAAGGCCUGAGAUGGAGGAGGUGGAUUAUUUAAGGUUAUGGUAGGGACCGUUGGGGGUAAUGGGCGGGGGGGUGGAGAAGGCAGAAGUUGGGUCACGUUGUGCCCCCACCUUCUCCUCACCCAUCCACACACAAAUGUCCACCCUCCCUCACCCAACCCCCAGAAAAUCCAACUACCACUGGGACUGUUAACCUCACAGGCAUGGCUUCCAGAGACUGUUCCCACAGCUUCAAAAACUUCACUGCAAAAAACAAACAAACAAAAUGACAACCACGAAAUAACAAAAACUAGAUUCACCAGAUUCAUUUUGUCUCCCAUUGCAAGAGAGCCGAUCAGGAAUUAUCUUGAUUUGGAUUAUAUCAACUUUCAUUUUUUUGGGGGGGAUUUCCAGAUUCCUCAGUGUUGGUAUUAGAGAAAUGUUGAUACAUUUAGGAUUGGAGUCACAUUUGGGAAAAUCUAUACUUUUACAUGUUAUUUCCAAUCCAUGUCCAAUGAAAUGUUUUCUAUCAAGAAUUAGAAAUAAUUUAUCAGGAGAAUUAUCAUAUUUGUAUGUUGAUGCACAGUAUUAAAAAUAAUGAAGGAAGAGAUGAGAAGGUGGAAAGGCAAAAUGUCAGAGGUUCCGAUUUGUGUAGCGCAAAGCAAAAUAGGCUAUUGUAGUUCUAUCCAUACAGUAUAAUUUAUUCAUAAGUACAAUAAUGUAUACUCAAAUCUUUUUUUCAUAUUUAAAUGACCAAAAUGAAAUCGUUAAAACGAAUAUUGACAAUUUAGUAAGGGAAAACAGUUGUUUUACAUUGUUAGUUGAAUUAUUAAGUUUCCAUCCUGAAGCACUAAUGUGCCUUUUCUGUGGUAUUUAUGACUAAAUUUAAAAAUAAUAAUAAUAAUCUUUAUCCAACAUAUAAUCUCAGGUCAUAAGAAUAUUUUCUUGAACACAUGCACACACACUCUGUCUGUAAUCUUGUUGGAGGUGUGUGAGGAGUUGGCCUCGCUAAUUAGUGGCUUGCUGAGUGUUGUAAUUGGUUUGACAGGACUUUACUUUUAAGUUUGUUUCAGAUGUGUUUGCCUUUUCACAACAUGUUUGCCAGAGUAUGCAUAGAUAGACCAUAAAAUAAAUGGUUGCAGCGGGUGCAAAUUGUAACUAUAUAUCCCAGGGGUAUAGGACAGACAAACACCUUGUUUCCCUUAACAUGUUUAUCACUAUCAUUGCCAGAGCCAUCAAGGCAUUUAUACAACUUAUGUCUGCGGUGUUUAUCUGAAAUGAAGUGUUUUAUGAAAUUGAUCAGCUCCUAAAUUGUUUUGCAAAUUGCAAAAUCUCUCAAAAUAUUAGAGCAUGCGGACUAGUGAUGGCUACCUUGCAAGAGAAUAGUGAAGAGUUAUUGCAGUCUUGCCUCUUUAUUCACAAUAUUGUUUGUAUCACAAUACUGUAAGUAUCGUGUAUUGGAAAUUUGUUUAUCUUGUACAGGUGCUAAGAUUUCUAUAAUGGAACGCUCUAUUCAAUCCGUAACGCUGAAGAUCUGCUUUAUAGCGUGACUGACAAUUAAAGGCAAUGUUUUGAAAGGACUUUACUUUAUUGUAAAUUGUCCUGAAACAAGUCCAUGCGUCAAAGCUACAUUAGGGGUUAAGUUAAUGACCUCCCACAUGCAGAAUUGCAAUGUGCAUUACUGAAGGAAUUGAUAUAUUUAUGAUGCCCAUAAAACACAGUAAGUUUAUCAAUCUUGCAUGAUAGUGAUCAAUUAAUGAACUACACAUCCAAUUGUACAAUUGUAUUCACUUCUACUUUGAAACUCUUUAAAAAAAAGUUAUCAACGGUCUCCUCCCAGUGGGCAAAAAUGUUGGUUGAAAUGUGAUUAAAGUUAUGUCAUAUAACCUGACUACAACCAGUUAAAGAUACCUUUUUCAUAACAACAUCAAGAUGCCUGGGAAAGACUGCAUAACCUGAAUACAACGAGGUAAAGGCGUCUUUUUAUGGUAGUUAAAAAAAUAUAAAAACAUUUAUUUUACAGUCAUUAGCUAAUGACCUAACAAAAUAUGACCAUGACAUCACGAAAUGUGAACCUGACUGCACUACAACCGGUUUUGCCCGCUGGGAUGAUUGUAAGGCAAGAAGAUUCCAUUUUUGUCAUGACACAAAACAGUGGUGUUCAUUAUAAAACAAGUGACAUAUCAACAUGCUCGUGAAUGUCAUAUAUCACAAAGGCUAUGUCAAUCACUUAAUCAAUGUCUGGUAACUAUAGGCCAAUGGAUGAUCAUGAUCACACUUGAUAAAAGAUUGUGAAAUCCUAGAUUAUUAUCAAGUUAGUAACAGUGAGACGGAGUGAAGACAAAGGGAAAUAUUAAAUAAUGGAUAAUGUAGAUUAAUCAAUAUAAGCAUAGAUUUUGUUUGCAGCCUCCAUACAAAACUAGCUUGCUAUUCAAGCCAGUUGCUGAGGCCGUAGUUAGUUCGUUUUGUUUUCCUAACGUGUCUUUAGCAUGAUGUCUGCUAUCAGAGAUGGUGCGGGAAUAAUUUCUGGCCUUUUGGUAGCCUAUUUGAUUGGCAGGAGUCUUCCUUAGUCUAUACUCAUUUAUUGAUAGUCUUGCUCACCAAAGGCAGGAUGCAACAUUUAGAAAGUUAUAGAUAAUGAGGGUUGUUUGUAAAAGUUGUUUCUAACUGCUUACAGAUAAAUGUUGUGAGGGGAGCAACAAUCAUCAGAAAAUCCACAGUGUUUAAAUGUUACCGACAUAGUUUAGGAUGAUUAGCCCUGAAGGUCUAGUGGGCAUCUUAUCUAAUUAAAACAUUAAGGUGUAACUGCUGGUAACUUGUUUAAAGAUAUUUAUUUCAUGGCUAAUAAGCUAUACUAGCCAAAGUCCAUGAAAGAAAUAUACUGUAUGUCCUUUUAUUUCAAUUAUUUUUAAAGAAGGGAAUGCAAUGCCACGUUCAAAGUUAGACAUUUUAGCAAUGAAAAUACAUUUACAAUAGCCUAUACUAGAGAACAUCUACAAGCGAUACUUUUGGAUUGUUGAAAAUCUUUGAAGUCAGUAAGAACCAGAUCUGAGUUCAAAUACCAUUUGAAAUCUCUCAAAUACUUUGAGGUUUUGCGUUAGCCUGCCUGGUGUACCAGGAGGGUGCCGUUUGCACUUUUGGGACUUUUGCAACAGGCAAACUCAAUCAAGCACAACGAAGGUAUUUGAAAUGAUUUUAAACCUAGGUUUGAAGAACCUGGACCUCAUGAUUAUUGGGUUAUUUAUUUCAGUGAAUGUGUGCCUCGAGUGAUUUGACUAUAGUCAAUUGACAAAGGUUCCGGAAAAUGUUACUAUACUCCAUUUUGGGGUAAGCUAUGUUUUUGGCCAAGGAAUAUUAGAGAGCUACAGUCAUGGCCAAAAGUUUUGAGAAUGACACAAAUAUUAAUUUCCACAAAGUUUGCUGCCUCAGUGUCUUUAGAUAUUUUUGUCAGGUUUUACUAUGGAAUACUGAAGUAUAAUUACUAGCAUUUCAUAAGUGUCAAAGGCUUUUAUUGACAAUUACAUGAAGUUGAUGCAAAGAGUCAAUAUUUGCAGUGUUGACACUUCUUUUUCAAGACCUCUGCAAUCCGCCCUGGCAUGCUGUCAAUUAACUUCUGGGCCACACUGAUGGCAGCCCAUUCUUGCAUAAUCAAUGCUUGGAAUUUGUCAGAAUUUGUGUGUUUUUGUUUGUCCACCUGCCUCUUGAGGAUUGACCACAAAUUCUCAAUUAGAUUAAGGUCCGGGGAGUUCCCUGGCCAUGGACCCAAAAUAUCUGUUUUGUCCUAUAUAUGUUUUGUUCCCCGAGCCACUUAGUUGUUUGGCACUUUUGCCCUAUUCCAUCAUACUGGAAAGGCAUUGUUCAUCACCAAACUGUUCCUGGAUGGUUGGGAGAAGUUGCUCUCGGAGAAUGUAUUGGUACCAUUCUUUAUUCAUGGCUGUGUUCUUAGGCAAAAUUGUGAGUGAGCCCACUCCCUUGGCUGAGAAGCAACCCCACACAUGAAUGGUCUCAGGAUGCUGUACUGUUGGCAUGACACAGGACUGAUGGUAUAGCGCUCACCUUGUCUUCUCCGGACAAGCUUUUUUCCAGAUGCCCCAAACAAUCGGAAAGGGGAUUCAUCUGAGAAAAUGACUUUACCCCAGUCCUCAGCAGUCCAAUGCCUGUACCUUUUGCAGAAUAUCAGUGUGUCCCUGAUGUUUUUCCUGGAGAGAAGUAGCUUCUUUGCUGCCCUUCUUGACACCGGGCCAUCCUCCAAAAGUCCUUCGCCUCACUGUGUGUGCAGAUGCACUCACACCUGCCUGCUGCCAUUCCUGAGCAAGCUCUGUACUGACGGUGCCCCGAUCCCACAGCUGAAUCAACUUUAGGAGACGUCCUGGAGCUUGCUGGACUUUCUUUGGCGCCCUGAAGCCUUCUUCACAACAAUUGAUCCGCUCUCCUUGAAGUUCUUGAUGAUCCGAUAAAUGGUUGAUAUAGGUGCAAUCUCUCUAGCAGCAAUAUCCUUGCCCUUUUUGUGCAAAGCAAUGAUGACGGCACGUGUUUCCUUGCAGGUAACCAUGAUUGAGAGAGGAAGAACAAUGAUUCCAAGCACCACCCUCCUUUUGAAGUUUCCAGUCUGUUAUUCUAACUCAAUCAGCAUGACAGAUUGAUCUCCAGCCUUGUCCUCAUCAACACUCACACCUGUUUAACAAGAGAAUCACUGACAUGUCAGCUGGUCCUUUUGUGGCAGGGCUGAAAUAUAGUGGAAAUGUUUUUUGGGAUUCAGUUCAUUUGCAUGGCAAAGAGGGACUUUGCAAUUAAUCUGAUCACUCUUCAUAACAUUCUGGAGUAUAUGCAAAUUGCCAUUAUACAAACCGAGGCAGCAGACUUUGUGAAAAAUGUAUAUUUGUGUCAUUCUCAAAACGUUUGGCUAUGACUGUAUACUGUAUGUCUGGCAAGCAAAGCUUAUAAAGUAUCUGCUAAAGGAAAGUCAUGGGAGAAAGAGGAUGACUGGAUCCAGAUUCCCACAUUAUUUUAAUGUUGUAAGAAAAGGCUUAAGUUAAAUUUAAACCACAUAGCACUUUAAAGCACAUUUAAAGGCAACCCUCCUGGAAAAUGUAUAAUAUUGACCGACAACAACUCAUUAGUGGCGCAUUACCAAAUAGUUCACUGACGGCGCCGUUGGAUUCAUAUAAAAAGUUAAUUGUAAUGAACCUUUACUUACUCAACAGUAGAGUUGAAGGUGGUAAGAGGGACAAAGGAGUUAGGCUACAUGGUAGGCUUGUUACACGAGAGCUCAUUUACAUGAGUAAAUUGGGAAAUCAAAUGCAUUUAAUUACACUGAAACCACUUACAACAGUAAUUUUUUCAUAGUUAGUGGACCAUUUGUUAAUCCAGCUAUAAUGUAGCUACUACAUUACUAUGGUCAAACAUUCUUCUGCAGUGUGACCUAAUCCUUCAUCAGUGAUAAAUAAACCAGUUUUAGUGCUCCUCUGCUUUACCGUCUCCAUUUGUAGACCUGGACUUUUGUGCACUGUCACUAAACUAUAAUGUUUUAGUAGACAAAAUAGGAAUGCAACGAAGUGUUGCAAUGAAAACAUUAUAUGGAAAUGAUAUUGUUAACGUCAACUACUUAUUUUACUGUACAGACUAAACAUCAUACAACUGACUACAUUUUUUGUGUUGUUUUUCCCCUUGCAUUGAAGUAAGCUGCCUUAAUAAAAACACCCUUGUGAAUAAUUGGCACAAACAUUAUACAACUGCAGAAGACAUGGCAGUAUGUAUCUAAAUGUGCAUAUUGGGUAGUGUGAUGAUGAUGAUGAUGAUGAUUAUAAUGGGACAAAGAGGAAUUCUGCUUUCAGACAUUGCAGUGCGGGUCAUCAUCUACUGCACUUCUACUGUGAUGUAUGUUUAUUUGUUUAUGAGGACACACAAAGUACAGGUUUUAAUCUCCUCGCCAAUGUUUCAGUACAAAGUAAUGGACUUGUAUCGAGUGACCCUAUAUAACGACAUCAAUAUCGAACUUUGUAAAAUACAUUUCAAUAAAACCUCCCACUACCGCGUA
Molecule: messenger RNA, 10474 nt
Organism: Oncorhynchus kisutch (coho salmon)
Lineage: Eukaryota; Metazoa; Chordata; Actinopteri; Salmoniformes; Salmonidae
Product: storkhead-box protein 2-like
Exons: 4
Coding region: 1341-4436 (1031 amino acids)
Biological process (GO): regulation of transcription by RNA polymerase II
Cellular component (GO): cytoplasm; nucleus
Molecular function (GO): RNA polymerase II transcription regulatory region sequence-specific DNA binding
Source: RefSeq, a predicted model, not a curated record